This is a messenger RNA of Austrofundulus limnaeus, 4298 nucleotides long. RefSeq names its product fibroblast growth factor receptor 1a (gene fgfr1a). Gene Ontology annotation, molecular function: fibroblast growth factor binding; ATP binding; fibroblast growth factor receptor activity. Gene Ontology annotation, biological process: positive regulation of cell differentiation; protein phosphorylation; positive regulation of kinase activity. Gene Ontology annotation, cellular component: signaling receptor complex; plasma membrane. Lineage: Eukaryota; Metazoa; Chordata; Actinopteri; Cyprinodontiformes; Rivulidae. The record is from RefSeq and is a predicted model, not a curated record.
GCGCUGAGGAGUGAAGAAGAAGAACGUGCAUUCCCUUAGAUUUUAAGAGGGGGAGGUUUGCCUUUGCUCAGUGUUUCUCUGCCACGAACAGUCUAAUUUUUUCCCCCAAAGUUAGUUUAAAGUUUUGCCUUUCUCCCUCAGAAAGUUUAUCACAGUGCGGUAUUUGUUCUAGGAUAUUUCGUUUGGCUUUAGUUGAACAACUUUAGGGAACCGGAUUUCUCAAAGUGAGGACCGCAGAUUUCAUCGCGUGCGAGUUGGGAUAAAGGGAUUACCCAAAACCAGCCUCACUCGCUCCGUUUCUUCAGACCUGCUUAGCUUAGGUGAGAUAAAAGAAAGUCGGCGCUAAGGCUGAAAUAAUAAGAACUGACAAAGGAAACACUUGGUUCGUGUUAUUCGUGGCUCUCGGAGUGGGGCGACAUUUUUUUUAUUUUUUUUCCACACAAGUUUUGGUUGAAAUAUGCGCAAACUUGUUAGCUAAACAUCGAUAGCUGGGCGCGUGAGAGCCUCGUUAACGCUACCAUUUGGACUACACGGUUUAUUUUGUUGCAAGUUUUUUUUAUUAAUAUUAUUUUGGAAGUUUUUCUGCAUCUAAUCUGGGCCGAGGACUCUUGUGACCAACACUGGCUGCUUCACAGCUCCCCGCCAACAAGCGGUGUUCUGUGAAUGGCGUGCAGCUGAUGUCCCAGGGAUCUGAAUGGAGUUCCAGUCGUGUAAAAGCCAACAGUUGUAGCUCCCUCAGCAGGAUGCUGAUGAGGCCGAACAUACUUCUGUUUCUGACUUUCUUUGUCCAAGUUUUAAGGACCCAGUGCCGACCUGCUAACACGGAUGAAGUCCCCACGGAAGCAGAGCUGUUCACACUGUAUCCUGGGGAUCGCCUGGAUCUGAGCUGCUCUCCCAAGGACGCCUUCCACACUGUGAACUGGACCAAAGACCAUGUUGCWCUUGUGGAUGGAGAACACACUCGGAUCCGCAACGGUCAGCUGGAGAUUGAGACAGUGGAGCUGACCGACUCUGGCCUUUAUGGAUGCACAACUUUUGGCAACCAUAGUGUCUACUUUAACGUCACAGUUGAUACCUUGGCUUCAUCUGAGGACGAUGAUGAUGAAGAGGAGUCUUCAUCAGAAGAAAACAAACAGUUGGCCAGUCAAAAGCUGAUGCCAAUGGCUCCACAAUGGGCUCAUCCGGAAAAAAUGUUGAAGCAGCUUCACGCUGUUCCAGCCAGUAAGACAGUGAAGUUUCGAUGCCAGGCCAGUGGCAACCCAACUCCUGUUCUAAAGUGGUUCAAGAAUGGGAAGGAGUUCAAGAGAGACCACCGCAUCGGAGGCUUCAAGGUUCGUGACCAUGUGUGGACCAUCAUCAUGGAAUCUGUAGUACCCUCUGAUAAGGGAAACUAUACCUGUGUGGUGGAAAACCAGUAUGGCAGCAUUAAUCACACCUACCAACUGGAUGUAGUUGAGCGUUCUCCCCACAGGCCAAUCCUUCAGGCUGGCCUGCCAGCGAAUCGCACAGUAGUGGUAGGCAACGAUGUGGAGUUUGAGUGCAAGGUGUUUAGUGACCCUCAGCCUCACAUUCAGUGGCUGAAACACAUAGAAAUUAAUGGCAGCCGUGUUGGACCUGAUGGUUUACCCUACGUUCGAGUCCUGAAGCAUUCAGGGGUGAAUAGCUCCGACGCUCAGGUGCUCACCCUCUACAAUGUGACUGAGGAGGAGAGCGGAGAGUAUAUUUGUAAAGUGUCCAAUUAUAUAGGAGAGGCCAAUCAGUCAGCCUGGCUGACUGUCAUCAAAUAUGACCCCUCAGCUGCCACACCAUACCCGCCAGCCAGCGCCACCUACUUGGAGGUGGUCAUCUACUGUGUGGGCUUCUUCAUCAUCGUCACCAUGGUUGCUAUUGCUAUAAUGGUCAAGAUGCGCUCGUCCUCAAAGAAGGGGGACUUCAACAGUCAGCUGGCUGUCCACAAGCUGGCCAAAAGCAUCCCCCUGCGCAGACAGGUAACAGUUUCUGUGGACUCGAGCUCUUCCAUCCACUCAGGAGUGAUGCUGGUCCGUCCUUCCCGCCUGUCCUCCAGUGGAACUCCGAUGCUUUCUGGAGUAUCUGAGUAUGAACUACCUCAGGAUCCUCGUUGGGAGCUGCCCAGAGACAAACUUGUUUUAGGAAAGCCACUGGGAGAAGGCUGCUUCGGUCAGGUGGUGAUGGGGGAGGCAGUGGGUCUGGACAAAGAGAAACCAAACCGUGUGACCAAGGUUGCAGUAAAAAUGUUAAAACCUGACGCCACAGAGAAAGACCUGUCAGACUUGAUUUCAGAGAUGGAAAUGAUGAAGAUCAUUGGGAAGCACAAGAACAUCAUUAAUCUGCUGGGAGCCUGCACACAGGAUGGUCCUCUGUACGUCAUAGUUGAAUAUGCAUCCAAGGGCAACCUGAGGGAGUACCUGCGAGCUCGGCGCCCCCCAGGCAUGGAGUACUGUUACAACCCAGACCAGGUUCCUGUGGAGAACAUGUCCAUGAAAGACCUGGUGUCCUGUGCUUACCAAGUUGCUCGAGGCAUGGAGUAUUUGGCUUCCAAAAAGUGCAUCCACAGAGACCUGGCUGCUCGUAACGUUCUGGUAACAGAGGACAAUGUSAUGAAAAUAGCCGACUUCGGCCUGGCGAGAGAUAUCCACCACAUUGACUACUACAAGAAGACCACCAACGGUCGUCUACCUGUCAAGUGGAUGGCUCCUGAGGCUCUGUUUGACCGGAUAUACACACACCAAAGUGAUGUCUGGUCGUUCGGGGUUUUGCUUUGGGAGAUUUUCACUCUGGGAGGCUCUCCGUACCCGGGUGUCCCAGUGGAGGAGUUGUUCAAGCUGCUAAAGGAGGGACACCGAAUGGACAAACCUUCAACAUGCACUCACCAGCUGUAUAUGAUGAUGAGGGACUGCUGGCAUGCUGUUCCCUCUCAGAGACCCACAUUCAAGCAGCUGGUAGAAGACCUGGAUCGAUGUCUCGCCAUGACAUCCAACCAGGAAUAUUUAGAGCUCUCUGUGCCUCUGGACCAAUAUUCUCCAAGCUACCCUGAAACCCGGAGCUCUACCUGCUCCUCCGGUGAGGACUCUGUCUUCUCCCACGAUGCAGGAGCAGAGGAGCCCUGCCUGCCAAAGCUGCCCCCUCACUCCAAUGGGGCAGCCAUUAAGAAACGUUGAGACCUCAUUUACGUUCACACAGGGACAUUUCCUCUGCUCCCUGCCUCAUGGGGUCGGACCUGUCCCCCACAUUCCCAGAGAUGAAGCUAAAGAACACUUACCCUCUGUGAGACGAGCUCAGAGACACUGCAGAACUUGUUGGAUCAUAUGGACUGCUGAUUGCAGCCGCGGCACUAAUGAUUUGCGGGGCACUUUGAAUUAACAAGGGUGAAAGUUUGUUGCAGUGUCUGGGAGAGAAAAAAAAGGUAGACGAACUUUUCUCUCUUUCUUUUGGGCAUUCCCAGUUUUGGUCAGGAGAACCAAAGCGAAUGACAAAGAUUGGGUCAGCUUUUGUUUCGUCUCUCUUCAAGGUCAUUUUAUUCUUUCUAGAAAACAAAGGUUUUUUUUUUUUGUUUUUUGGACCAAAUCCAUAGAAAAUGCUCCAGAGAGAUGUGGUGCACCACAGCACACUGCAUCAUUUACUUGUAAAUAAUAAAAAUAUGAAAUAUAUAUUUACUGUAUACUCUUAUUUUUAUUACCAUAAUUGAUUUAUUGCCUUUUGUACAAAGGAUAGUAUUGGUUGAUCUAUUUUCUAGUCUAAUCCAUAGGGACCAUUUUUACACCAGGGUGUUUUAAAAUACAUUUCUGUGGAUCAUGUGGCCAGUUUUUUUAUUUUUAUUUUUUUUACUGUUGAUGACCCUGAAUUUACUGAAUGAUGAUCAAUGGAAAAAUAGAUUGGGUAAUAUUGUUUUUUUAUUGUAAAUGCAUUUCAUGACAACUUGUUUGGGGUUUCUUUCAUGCAGAAGAUGAGUUUAUAAAAAUGUUUGCAUAUGUAUACAAAUGUUUGCUUGGAUGCGGUGUAUUCAAAAGGAAACCUGUCGUUUGUUGCUAAAUUGGUUAACUUCAAAUAAGGUCAUAACUGUAAAUAUUAGCUGGACACCAGGCUUGCCAAAAAUUUGUCAUCUGCUUCUGUUAACUUCAUGCACUUUUACUGUGCGUGACUUUUGUGUGAUGAACUUUCCUGUAAAUGCUUCAUCAGGAGUUAAAUUUGCUGCCGUCUAACAUCUGACGAAGCGUCGUAGAACACGUGUGUCACCGUAAAAAAAGGAUCACUUUAAAUAAAAUGUUAUUGAUAAGCAA